AUGAGCAGACUCUAUUGGACCAGGAGCCUGGCUUCAGCUGCAGUGGCACUCUAUGUAUACAAAAUUGGCAUUCCUGUUGUGAAGCGAGUCAUCUGGAAGGAUGAAUCGCAGCUGAAACCAGGCAGAAGGGAUUUUUUGUCCAAAGAUUAUCAAGAUGAUGCCACCAGAGCCCAAGUUCAUGAGGUUAAGAAAUGCGAUGACGGAAGUGAGGUGAAUGAAGAAACGAAGCAAGACUACAAUGAUGUGCAUCAAUGUGCUGAGCCAUCGCACUUUGACUCAAUGAGGACUGAUGGAACUACCAAGCACAGAUAUGGUGUGGAUAAAGUCUUCAUCAAGCAGCUGUUGUUCCUCCUCAAGAUCAUGAUACCCAGUGUCUGGUCUCCUGAAGCAGGCCUCUUGUUUUUGCACACCUUGACCCUGAUAGCAAGGUCUUUCCUUUCAAUAUAUGUGGCCAAUGUGGAAGGCCGGGUAGUGCAGUUCAUUGUAAGAAAGGAUAUUCGCAAUUUUUUGUUGAUGCUGCUCCAGUUCAUAGGUGUUGCUUUGCCAGCCACAUUUGUGAAUUCAACUAUUCGUUUUCUUGAAAGUCGCUUGACAUUGGCAUUUCAAUCCCGCUUGGUCAUGUACACAUACAACUUAUACUUCAAGAAUCAAACUUACUAUCGUGUGUCUAACCUGGACUCCAGAUUAGAGAAUGCUGAUCACUGCUUGACAGAAGACAUAUCUGAAUUUUGUGGAAGUGUGGCUCAUCUCUACUCACACAUCACAAAGCCUCUUCUUGACUGUACAAUCAUCACAUGGACUCUAGCUCAGAUGACUUGGGGGAUUGGUGGCAGUGCCUUGCCAGGAUGGGUGAUAUCAACAGUGGUGAUUGGACUCACAGGGCAGAUCCUCCGUUUCAUAUCUCCCAAUUUUGGGAAAUUAAUUGCAGAGAACUCUGCUCUGAAGGCAUAUCUUCGUUAUAUUCAUUCCCGCAUCAUUGCCAAUGCAGAAGAAAUUGCCUUCUACCAAGGGCAUGAGGCAGAGCAUGGCCUCCUGAAGCGAGCAUAUUUGGCGAUGAUAAGGCACAUGCAUCUUAUUCAUGAAAAGCGUCUCUGGUACAUCAUGAUUGAGCAGUUUCUCAUGAAGUAUGUAUGGGGUGCUGCUGGGCUCAUCAUGGUGUCCAUCCCUCUCCUCACAGCCAGCAAAGAUCUCUCUCAUGCAAGUAAGAAACAUUUCACUAGGAUUAGUCAUAUGUCAUUGAUAGAUUGUAUUAAAGAGAUCACAGAGCUGGCUGGUUAUACAGCACGUGUGACAACAAUGAUCCGUGUCUUCCGUGACAUGAGCCUAGAGAAAUAUGAGAGACCAUCAGCCAUCUCUCCUCGAAGCCACAAAGCUGCCAUCGACAUUGGACUUACCAUCAUCAAUGGUACUCCUCGUAUUGAAGGCUUGGUGGAGAACAGUCCAGACAACACAAUCGUGUUAGAGGGAGUGCCCGUUGUGACCCCAAACUGUGAUGUGGUUGUCCCAAGUCUGACAAUCACUGUCUCUCCCUUGAUGCAUCUAUUAAUUUCUGGACCCAAUGGCUGUGGGAAGAGCUCCCUCUUCCGCAUCAUCUCUGGCCUUUGGCCUGCUUAUAAGGGACACCUGCGUCGCCCACCUCCGUCAUCACUCUUUUAUAUUCCACAGAGGCCAUACAUGUCAAUUGGGAGCCUUCGGGACCAGGUGAUCUACCCAGAUACUAAGGAGGAGAUGGAACGAAAGGGGUUCUCAGACUCAGACCUGGAAAAGAUGUUAGACCUGGUUCACCUGAGACACCUAGUGAAUCGAGAAAGGAGCUGGGAUGCCAUUCGUGAUUGGAAGGAUGUUCUCAGUGGGGGUGAGAAACAGCGCAUGGGCAUGGCACGUAUCUUCUACCACAGGCCAGUAUAUGCAUUACUGGAUGAGUGCACAAGUGCAGUGAGCAUUGAUGUGGAGAGUUCCAUCUAUCAAGCUGCUAAGGACAUUGGGAUCACCCUUCUCACCAUCACCCAUCGUCCAUCUCUUUGGAGGUUUCAUACACAUGUACUCCAAUUUGAUGGGGAGGGUGGAUGGCGCAUGGAGCCAUUGGACACAAGCACUCGCCUCACUCUGAGGGAGGAGAAGGAGAAGCUUGAGAGCCAGUUAGCCGGCAUUCCACAGAUGCAGGAGCGUCUCAAGGAGCUGUGCAAUGUGUUGGGUGAAGAUUCAGUGCUCUUGGGAGUGCGGGAAGAGGUUCCUGUGGAUACUUCAUCUCCGUCUGAGUCCAACCUUUCUGAUUGAUAUGUUCACCGCUCUGCAUCCCAAGUUUAUCAUUCCUCAUGUUGCCAAAGGCUUUCUUCAGUUACCAAACAUGAGUUGGGACGACAAAGGGGC
Messenger RNA from Darwinula stevensoni, 2370 nucleotides. The record is from the annotation of a GenBank genome assembly. NCBI's taxonomy places the organism in Eukaryota, Metazoa, Arthropoda, Ostracoda, Podocopida, Darwinulidae.